UAUAGAUUUAUUACAAAGUCACCCAACAAUGGAAAAGGGUCUGAAUCUGAAGAUGGAAAAACAGAAGGGAGAGGAGCCGAAGCCGAAGCCGAAGCGGAAGGAGACGCCACCACCAGCCACCGCCGCCACUAUAUCACCGAUGGAGCCGUUAACCCACGAGGCUUACGGCGGUGGAAUGUACGGACACGAUGACGAUGAUGAUGGUCAGCCUCGACAACCAGCGGCGAAACCACGAGCCAGUGAGAGCCAGAGUGCUGAUGGCGCCGAUGAAUCCACUGAAGUCCGCCCCAACCACGCGACGCCUCCACCUUCCACCGGGGACAGAGACCUCGAUAUUACUGGGCAGUCAUAUAUUCAGUAAUAAAUAAAUAAAUGUAACUAUUAUUAUUUAGUCGUCUUGCAUGUUAGUUAAAAAUAUGUAAAUAUAUGUUUUAAUUUUAGCUUCUUUUUUCUUUUCUUUUUUCCUUUUAAUAUUUGUUUUAAAAGUUGGUAAUAUAUCUUUUAUUUACUUUUUUUUU
Messenger RNA from Humulus lupulus (European hop), 518 nucleotides. RefSeq lists its product as uncharacterized. The transcript has a single exon. Bases 29 to 361 code for a protein of 110 amino acids. Lineage: Eukaryota; Viridiplantae; Streptophyta; Magnoliopsida; Rosales; Cannabaceae. The record is from RefSeq and is a predicted model, not a curated record.